UUAGCUUAUUCAAACUUAUUAUUCACUAUAUUUUGAUUUUAUUUCGAUUUUACUCCAAAAUAAUACCCUAAUUUUACCGAUACAAUAAAUAUUUUAUCAAUACAAAACCGUUGAACCCAUAUAUCGGACUGACUAAUACAAACGACUUUCGCUAUGAUUUCACAAACCAAGAUCGUGUCUCGUCAUCGCCACCACGGCCCACAGCCAGGCCAAAAAUACCAAGCCAGCAAACGUAAAACGACACCUAGAAUCUCUAAAAGUUGGAUCUGAAUUACCGACAAUGAAAAAGUUGGGUUGGGAGACUUUCUCAAGUAGUUUGCCACUUUGCCACGAGGGAGAGGAGCGGACCAUUCUCCAUUCUCCACAUCCCCGAGCCAUCCAUUCCCCACCUCUAAGCCCUACAUUUAUGCUCUCUGCUCGACUCAAGUAGAGUUGCAGAGCAUCAGCAGCAGCCGCCGCCAUGAAUGUUAUAGCAGCAUUCGCCGGCUUUCUCGUGGCUUGUUUGGUGGCAUUUACCCUUCAGGUCUUCUUCACCUCCCCAAUUUCUCCCGACGCACUCCACCUCCCUUCUCUCUCUGGCCCUCAACCGAACAACGAAUUACAGAAGGUGAGCAAAAUAGGGGAAGGAGUGAUUGAUGGGCCAGAGGAUCUUUUCGUGGACAAGGAUGGAGUUCUGUACACAGUGACCAGAGAUGGUUGGAUCAAAAGAAUGAGAAUCCAUGGAGAUGGCUCCUUCGAGAACUGGAUGAGGAUCGACAGCUCCGCUGGCCUUGGUAUCACGCCUUCCAAGGAUGGUGGAGUUCUCAUCGCCGAUGCUGAAUUGGGUUUGCUCAAGGUUACUGAUGCAGAUGGCCCUACUGUCCUUGCAUCGCACAUCAAUGGAGCCGAGAUAAGAUUUGCAGAAGAAUUGGUGGAAUCUUCAGACGGGACCGUGUAUCUCAGCAUUCCAUCCACCAAAUUUGGGUACCACAACUGGUAUCAUGACAUUCUGGAGGCAAAACCAAAUGGCCAGAUUCUCAAGUACGAUCCAUCUACCAAUCAGACGACCGUUCUUCUCGACAAUCUUUGUUUCCCCAACGGGGUUGCACUUCCCAAAGAAGAAGACUAUCUCGUGUUCUGCGAGACAUGGAAGUUUAGAUGCCAGAAGCACUGGUUAACUGGGGAGAAGAAAGGCAAGACUGAAAUAUUCGUGGAGAACCUCCCUGGGGGACCUGACAACAUACAUUUGGCUCCCGAUGGAUCGUUCUGGAUCGGUCUAAUACAGAUAGUCUCUGAAGGCCAAGGGUUUCUGCAUGCUUCAAAGCUGCUCAAACACUUGGUAGCAUGGUCUCCAAAGCUGCAGGAUUUCCUGUCGAGGGUGCUUUUCACAAAGGCUAGAGUUGUGAAUGUGGGAGCAGAUGGAAGCAUCAUCAGGAUGCUUGAUGACCCUAGUGGAGAAGUGAUCAGUUUCGUGACCGCUGCUUUCGAGUUUGAAGGACAUCUCUACCUGGGCAGCCUGACUGGAAAGUUCAUUGGCAAGUUGCCUCUAUCCGGAACAUGAGUGACUCGGGGAAAAUUAUGAUUCAAAGCGAAGCUUGGAGGAAACCUAUGGCUCUCCCACACCCCAGCAGAGAUAUGGUGUUCACAGAUAAGAGGGAAGGGGAGACUGCUGGCUUCAAGGGGUUAGGAGGAAUCGUUUUGGUUGUUUUACUAUACAGGCCUUGUUACGUUUUUCCUUGGACAAUUUAUGCUUGGUAUAGGGUUAAUCAUGAAUCCUUCUAAUUCUCGUCAUAUGUUCUUCCUCCAAAGCAUAAUCUGCUCUACUUUUGUUCUUUAUUCCUUAAUUCCUUUGGUCAUUGAGGGGACGUCAAGAUGAUAGACGUUUUAUUUAUUUGGGAUUAAUGUCGGUUUGAAUUAUUUAGUUCGGGAUUAAAUUGGUUAUUGGGCA
Messenger RNA from Linum trigynum, 1927 nucleotides. The record is from the annotation of a GenBank genome assembly. NCBI's taxonomy places the organism in Eukaryota, Viridiplantae, Streptophyta, Magnoliopsida, Malpighiales, Linaceae.